Mesorhabditis spiculigera is the source of this 918-nucleotide messenger RNA. NCBI's taxonomy places the organism in Eukaryota, Metazoa, Nematoda, Chromadorea, Rhabditida, Rhabditidae. The record is from the annotation of a GenBank genome assembly.
AUGACGUCGGGAUUAUUUAUAUUCCUUGGGUUGCUCGCGUGCAGCUACGCGAUAAUCGAGUGUCCGGUGCGAUUUGAUCAGAUCCAGGGGAGGGACAGCUGUCUGUACUACUCCUUCCGGUAUCUGCACCAUGCUGAUGCCGUCCGAACCUGCGCCCAACUCGGCGGCUCCCUAUUUGCAAUUCGUUCCGCCCUCGACAAUGCCUAUAUCGGGAAUUCGAUUGGAGACAUCAGCCCGUACAUUGGUGUCGAACGGAACAGCAAUGGGGAUUGGAUCUAUCCGGAUGGGGCGAAUAUUACGUAUCUGAACUGGGGGAACACGGUACUCUCCAACGACACGACGAACAUCUGCUCAAUCAUGAAUGCGACGACUGUCAAAUGGGAUAUGGUUGACUGUACGAGCCGGAGGGCAUUCAUUUGUGAUGUGCCGGCAGAGAAAUUCUAUACCUGCCCAGUUGGUUGGACCCUAUUCUCCCCAACGGCCUCCUGCUAUCAACUUAAGGGCUUCUCCCUGGCCUCAAACGACAAAUGGCUAACGAGCAGCCAAUUCUCGGCCGAACAAAGCUGCCAGGCCACCGGGGCCCACCUUGUGUCGAUCCACUCCGACGCGGAGCUCCAAUUCCUGCAGGACCUAAUCGCGUCGGACGUGACGCAGUUGGGCCACGGUGCACCUAGUGGCGGGCUGCCCGUGUUGGCCGCCGUGAGUACGGGACUGUACGGCACGGGGGCGGUAGGGAAUGGAAAGUGGACUGAUGGGACUGUGGUCGAUUAUGCGCCGGGGCCGUUGAAUGCAAAAAGUCAUGUCUGGGGGAUCCAACGUGACGCUACGCAAGGCUCCGGCUGGACGAUGACCGGCACUGACCAAUGGCCGCGUUACGUCUGCAAGCAACGCGCUUCUAUCGUGGCCCCAGCCAUUAAU